AUGAGUACAUCUCCGCCGCUGAGCCAGGGCUUUGGCUAUGGUAUUGUCAUCGGUUUAGGUUUUGCCUUCUCCUUUGGUAUGAUCUUGACGACCUUCGUCUUGAAGAGAUACAAUUAUGAGCUCCAGACUUCGGAAAUGUUCUCAACCGCUGGCCGUACAGUCAAAUCAGGACUCGUAGCCUCAGCUGUAGUAUCAUCUUGGACCUGGGCGGCCACACUUCUCCAAUCCAGCGCUGUCGCCUAUCGAUAUGGUGUAUCUGGACCUUUCUGGUACGCCUCCGGAGCGACUGUCCAGAUCAUUCUGUUCGCUACCAUUGCUAUUGAGCUGAAGCGAAGAGCCCCCAACGCACAUACGUUUCUUGAGGUUAUCAGGGCUCGCUAUGGCGCCGUAACCCAUAUCGUUUUUAUGGUCUUCGGCCUCUUUACCAACAUCCUUGUUACUUCCAUGUUGUUGACGGGAGGCUCUGCUGUGGUAACAUCGCUCACUGGCAUGCACACUGCUGCUGCAUGUUUCCUAUUACCUGUUGGUGUGGUGCUCUACACCAUGUUUGGAGGUAUCAAGGCCACCUUCUUGACUGACUAUGCACACACUGUAGUCAUUCUGAUCAUCCUCCUAAUGUUCGCUUUCACCGCAUAUGCGACCAACGAGAAUCUGGGAAGCCCUGGCAAAGUAUUCGACCUAUUGGUACAAGCUGCAUCAGAUCACCCAGUUGAAGGAAAUGCCGGUGGUUCUUACCUGACCAUGCGCUCGAAAGAAGGUGCAAUCUUCUUUGUGAUCAAUAUCGUUGGUAACUUCGGUACCGUGUUCUGCGACAACGGUUACUACAACAAAGCCAUUGCUGCCAGCCCUGUUGAUGCGCUUCCCGGAUACAUCAUGGGUGGUCUGUCAUGGUUCGCAAUUCCUUGGCUAGCUGCCACCACAAUGGGUCUCAGUGCCAUCGCCCUGGAGAACAACCCUGUUUUUCCAGGCUAUCCCAAUCGCAUGGCUGAUGCUGAUGUGACAGCCGGACUUGUAUUGCCCACCGCCGCUGUUGCAUUGAUGGGAUCAGGAGGAGCGGCAGCAGUGUUACUUCUCGUCUUUAUGGCAGUCACCUCGGCAAUGUCCGCAGAACUAAUUGCUGUGUCCUCUAUCUUUACAUAUGAUUUCUACCAGACUUACAUGAAUCCCAAAGCUACUGGAAAGCAACUCAUCUACAUGUCACACACCAUGGUCGUAGGCUUCGCCGUCGCAAUGGCAGCCUGGAGCACCGGACUCUACUACAUUGGCAUCAGCAUGGGCUACCUAUAUCUUCUCAUGGGCGUGAUAAUCUCGUCCGCUGUCCUCCCCGCCACCCUCACACUAAUGUGGUCAAAGAUGAACUGGGUAGCAGCAACCUUUACUCCACCCCUCGGUUUCGCGUGCUCCCUAAUCGCCUGGCUCGUCACCGCCCAAAAGGAAAGCGGCGAACUAACGGUUCUCACAACCGGCGCCAAUAACCCCAUGUUAGCAGGCAACGUCGUCGCUCUCCUAUCGCCCAUCAUCUUCAUACCCGUGUUCACGUACGGGUUUGGCCCCCAGAACUACGACUGGCAAAGCAUGAAGGCCAUCCGCCGAGGCGACGACCACGAUCUCGCUCUCGCUGCCAACGUCGAUAUAGAAUGCAUACCCGGCGAACAACGGCGCGCCAUCGAGGCCGACGAGGAGGAACAGGCCAAACUACUCAAAGCAUCGCGCAUCGCGCGCUGGCUAACGCUCUUCAUGGCAAUCUCUUUCCUCAUACUCUGGCCUAUGCCCAUGUACGGAUCUUCGUACAUCUUCAGCAAGAAGUUCUUCACAGGCUGGGUUGUAGUGGGGAUUCUGUGGAUGUUUUGUUCGUGUUUUGCGGUGGGGUUGUAUCCGCUUUGGGAGGGGAGGAAGACUAGUGUUAGGACUUUCAAGUCCAUGUGGGCGGACGUUACUGGUAGGAAGAAGCCAGGGAAGGGGCCGCAGAUUGUGGAAGGUCAAGGGUCAGAUACACCACCUGAGACGAUGGAGGAGAAGAUGGUGAAGGAGUAA
Molecule: messenger RNA, 2034 nt
Organism: Alternaria atra
Lineage: Eukaryota; Fungi; Ascomycota; Dothideomycetes; Pleosporales; Pleosporaceae
Exons: 5
Coding region: 1-2034 (677 amino acids)
Biological process (GO): putrescine transport; urea transmembrane transport; spermidine transport
Cellular component (GO): plasma membrane
Molecular function (GO): urea transmembrane transporter activity; spermidine transmembrane transporter activity; putrescine transmembrane transporter activity
Source: RefSeq, a predicted model, not a curated record